AAAAGGACUUGUAUUCCUGCGCCGGUCGAGUUCCACAUGGCUAAUUCAACCUUAACUAUAAGUGAUCUUAAUGAUGAGAAGUUUCAAAAAUUAUUGGCGCCUAUAGUGUUUCUUGUGAUAACUUUAACAAUUGGAGUUCCUGGUAAUCUAACAGUUCUUGUUAUUUACGGAAAGAAAUAUGCUAAAAGUGUUCACCGAACAAUUGUCUGGAAUCUAGCAGUGGCCGAUCAGGUAUUCUGUUCGAUUGGAAUACCAUUCAACAUAGCUCGGAUAGUACACUAUUAUUCAUUUGAAGGAGAAUGGGCGUGUGUCGUGUUUGUCGUUAUGCUGUAUUUCCUCUUAUUGUAUUCAACACACCUUUUAGUACUACUAUCUAUUCACAGAUUUCGGAAGAUAUGCUUCCCACUGAGAAAGCAAAUUAGUGUGGAUAACGUCAACUAUUGGGUAAUUGGUUGCUUCGCCAUUGCAUUCAUCCUAUCUGCCCCACAUUUUGGACUGUCGAAAUACGAGGAAAUUAAUGUGGGAUAUAAUUUAACAGGCUACAGCUGUGCUAUAUCACUUUCAAACCCAUCAAUUUACUCCACUGCUUUUAGUUAUGGUUUCCUCUCCUUGUUCGUGUUCUAUACUAUUGUUUUGAUCGUAAUAUACUCGAUUAUAGGACGGAAACUAUACAUCCAACAUAAGAGAAGACUCGAAAACCAUGUCACCAGCUCUACACAAAAGGCUAUUUCAAGCAAGAUGACCAAAAUUGCUUUUGCUAUAUCUAUGGUUUUUGCAGUGAGUUACAUUCCACUGUUCAUACUUCAGAUUACAGAGAAAACCAUCGACGAGGAUAAUCUAAACACUUUCCAGUUUGCAAUGUUAAGAAUUGGUGAAAGACUUUAUGUUGUUAACCACGUGGCAAACCCAUUUAUAUAUGGACUAUUCGACAAACGAUUCAAGAAACAUCUAAAAGGACUUUUAACAUGCAAUUGGCGUCGAAACGAAACUAAAGGCAGCACUAGGGAAUCUACUUCCGAAACUACGCUUUGAACAUGUUGAGAAUAUUGAUCCAGAUCAAAAGUUUAUCAAAUUCAUAUGUAGUACUAAUAUUCAUUUGCAGUUAGGGUAGUAAAUAACUUUACCCUUUACACGAAGUAUUCAAACACAUUUUGAUUUUACUUAGAUUAUUUAAAAAAAAGAGAUAAAUUAACAAUGAUGCUUAUUGACAGUUAAAACAAGAUUGACAGAACCAUGGAAAAACAUUCCAAAAACUAAAUUAUAUACAACAGAAGUAAAACAUUCACCAACCUUA
This is a messenger RNA of Mytilus trossulus (common blue mussel), 1294 nucleotides long. Its product is annotated as type-1 angiotensin II receptor A-like. NCBI's taxonomy places the organism in Eukaryota, Metazoa, Mollusca, Bivalvia, Mytilida, Mytilidae. Gene Ontology annotation, cellular component: membrane. Gene Ontology annotation, biological process: G protein-coupled receptor signaling pathway. Gene Ontology annotation, molecular function: G protein-coupled receptor activity. The record is from RefSeq and is a predicted model, not a curated record. The transcript has a single exon. The coding region runs from base 37 to 1032 and encodes 331 amino acids.